This is a messenger RNA of Vollenhovia emeryi, 2367 nucleotides long. RefSeq names its product leucine-rich repeat flightless-interacting protein 2. The coding region runs from base 616 to 1836 and encodes 406 amino acids. The transcript is spliced from 9 exons. Gene Ontology annotation, biological process: regulation of DNA-templated transcription. The record is from RefSeq and is a predicted model, not a curated record. NCBI's taxonomy places the organism in Eukaryota, Metazoa, Arthropoda, Insecta, Hymenoptera, Formicidae.
CAGACACAGGGCACGGCAAGGCGAAACGCGAGAAACGCGAUGUGAUACGGUGCGGCGCGGUUGUACUCCGUACGUACAUACGUGUUACGUGCGCAUUACUGUCUCGCAGAGUGCGGAGCGCGGAGUAACGAGUGCUGGAGUGGAUGCGAGACCGUUCGAGAGAUGUAUCUUCCGCCGAGCUCGGGUGCGCCGUCGCGCACCGUAUUCGUCGGGUCUCACGUUUGAGCGGACUGGUCGCCGGUCGGCCGAUCAUCGGGGGAAUCUCGAGACGGUCCUCGCGUAUCCUCGAGAUAGAAACCCGUAAUGCCGUAACCGCCGAUUAUAGAUUAGGAUAGGCUCGACGAUACCGCCGUGGCCGUCGCGGAGUUUCGUCAGUUAAGUUGCGUACCGCAUUGUGACAAAGUCACUCGAUUGUACUCCAUCGAUUGUACUCUCUGUAAUACGCACUUAGCACUUGUCCUCGUACGCGACUCGGUCCGAGAAAUGUGUACCUAUUCACCGAUUGACGACGUGUCUUAAUCCUAAUCGUUUGCCUGUUAAUUUGGCGCCAGAAGUGGAUUCUCCUACCUCAAAUCAUUGCGAUUGAAACAAAAGUUGUAGCGAGGGAAACUCGAAAUGGAAUCUGCCAUUACUGGACGAAGGCGAACUGCUACACGGCAUUCUGCGGAAGAUCAAGCGCUUGAUCAAAUAGCCAAGGAGGCAGAAGCAAGACUGGCUGCUAGGAGACAGGCGAGAGCAGAAGCCAGAGAAAUACGAAUGCGGGAGUUAGAAAGACAACAGAAAGAGGCAGAGGAGAAUGCUGAUAAGGUUUACGACAUGUGUGCAGCUGAUGUAAAUAGAACUAUGAGAGUGACUCCGGAUCCAGUGCGUACAUCGCGACUUCUUACAAAUUCCAACAAUUUCCAAUCGAGUCGUAGAUCUUCAGAAGAUUCGUUGGAAGACGCAGGAUUAAGCAGAGAUAUAAGGCUGGAAUUAAAGGAAUUUGAGGAAAAGUUCAGAAAGGCAAUGAUAGCUAAUGCUCAGCUAGACAAUGAAAAGUCAUCAUAUGCUUAUCAAGUGGAUUUAUUAAAGGAUAAAUUCGAAGAAUUAGAAGAAACCACUGCACAAUUACGUAGAGAGUUGAGAGAGAAAAAUCGAAAUGUUGAGCAAUUAAAACGGGUCAGUCAAAGAAUGAAGGAAGAUUUAGAUAUUUGCAAGGCGCAGUUACUAGAAAGAGAUACACUUAUACAAGAAAACGGUUUAGUCAUUAUUGACAAUAUGGAAAGCGAAGAUGAAAAUAAUGAAAAUGUUGAAAAUGGAUUGUGUCAUAGAAAGAGGGUACUAGUCAGUACAGAAGCUGCAGAGUUAUUAGAAACAGCUGGUACAGGUUCACUAGAUCUUUUAGAUAUUCGACUGAGAAAGUUUGCUUCCGAGAAGAAGGAACUGCAAGAUGAAAUUCGCCAUUUACGAUUGGAGUUAGAAGAAACUAGAAAUCGUGUGAGACCCGAAAAAUCAUCUGGUUCAUUAUUAGGUUAUUUAUCAGAUAAUGAGGAUACUCAACGUGAAGCAAAUAAAUUAUUGGCUGAUUAUAAAUUUAAAUUACAAAAAGCGGAACAAGAUAUGUCAACGCUGCAAGCGACAGUAGCUAGAUUAGAAAGUCAAGUAAUUCGUUAUAAAUCAGCUGCAGAGGCAUCUGAAAAAGCAGAGGAUGAGUUGAAAGUAGAAAAAAGGAAAUUGCAAAGAGAAGUAAGAGAAACACAAAGUCGUGUAGAGGAAUUGGAGACAGCAAACUCUCAUCUACAAAGGAGGUUGGAUAAACUUAAAAACGCUAAAUCAGCUCUUUUAAAGGAGCUUUGACAGAUUAAUGUUUGCAGAGAUGUACAAUAAGUUUGUUACUUAUAUACCUUGAACAAAUCGUGAUCUAACGUUGCCUCCAUAUUAAUAUCCCUUAACAUUUUGAAUAUAAUUUACAAGGGCAAAGAUUACGUAUUACCGUUAUAACAUUUCACACUGUAGCGGAUGUCAUCUAGACACAAAACCACAAAAAAUUAUGAAAAAGAUCCCUACCUCUUAUAUUUACCAAUCUUUGAUACCAACUUACUUUUUGCAUUAUUCUUUAAUGGAUUAAUAAGGCACUUUUUAAUGCAUUUUACGUUACGUUUUUGUAUACAUUUGUAAGCAGGUAUAGAGCUGAUUCAAUACUUGGUACUUUUACAUAAGUAGCAAGUAAUAAAAUAUAUUCAUUUUUGUCUUGUUGCAAUAAGUUUGUGAAAAUUAUUUUAAAUUACUAAUAUAUAUUUGUAAAAGCACGAAAUAUAUUUAUAUAUUAUGACGAACAUGAUAUGAACGUCGAAUAUUUUUUGCCAUAUUAAAUUUAAUAGAAUAGAA